AUGUGGCCAACGGGUCACACAAAGCAGAAAGCAUUAUAUUUGCAGGAGGAGAAAGAGCAGAGAGGGGAACAGAAGAAUCUGCCAAAGGGCAUUUUGGACAUGCUUGUUCCAGAAAUGGUAUACCAGAACGAGCUCAGACUUGGAAUGAGGAGGAAGAUGAAGGACAAAGAAGAAGAAGAAGAAGAAGAAGAACAAGCAGAAACUCCUGUAGCAGCUGCAGCUAGGGUUAGAGCUGGAGCUGGAGCUGGAGCUGGAGCUGGAGCAGCAGAUGUCUGA
This is a messenger RNA of Lodderomyces elongisporus, 276 nucleotides long. RefSeq lists its product as uncharacterized. The transcript has 2 exons. NCBI's taxonomy places the organism in Eukaryota, Fungi, Ascomycota, Pichiomycetes, Serinales, Debaryomycetaceae. The record is from RefSeq and is a predicted model, not a curated record. Bases 1 to 276 code for a protein of 91 amino acids.